AUGCUUCUAACGACCACAAUUGCGAUACCAAUUGCAAUCACGAGACUUACUACACCGAUCGAAACUAUAGAGGAUCAGGUAAGAGCUAUAACCGUGGCUCAAGAGGCUAUAAUCGCGGUAGUGGAGGCAGAAGUAGGAACAGAGGUUUUGCACGUAGAAGAGAGAAUAGAGGCUUUUGCGGAGGUAGAAAGCCUAAAGUAUGCUUCAUUUGCGGCAAACCCGACUGCUAGUCUACAAAACACUCCUUCGAAGAACGAAAACGCUCUUACGACGAAUCAAGCAACAUACGCUAUUGAAAACUAUCAGUACGACGAAUACGAUCACGGUGACCGCAACUACUUCACUCAGACCUUUCUCACCGAGGCUAGAGAAGUGACAAGCGCCGAGACCAUUGCAAUUUUCUUCCUUCCCGAUUCGAGAGCUGCAAUACAGCGUUUUGCUACCACUCUUAAGGCUGCCGGUGAAGAGUUUGAAACCGACAUCUUCGAAAAGAUUACCAAAUACUAUGCGCAGUAUCAACUACAUAAGCAAGCCUUUCGCAGAUUCAAAAUCUUUUUGAAAGAUAACGUCGGAAAAGUAAAACGCUACUAUAGCCCUCUCCGAAGAAUAUAUAAUAUUCUGAAAGAAGAACUAGCAGCCGGCCCCGAAAGUAUUGUCCUUACAUUGCUCGUAUACGGCGCAUACCCACGCCUUUCUGAAACAGAUUCUCUAGCACUAUCUAUAAUAAAGAGACGAAAAGCCCUUCGAGCUGCAAUUAAAGAGAUUCGUCGACUACAAGCUAAGAGAAAAGUCAAGGACGCCUUAGCAAUGCGAAAUGGACCAAAUACCUUAGAAACCUUCAACCUCCCUUUGCAAUCAGACGUCAAAGUCUAUAAAGAAGUAAAAGUUGUCAAACCGUACUAUAAAACACCUUCAGAUACGCUAAACCUCGAAGAAUCCUUGCCACCGAACCGGUUAACUGAAGCUGAACUACCACCGGUCCAGCCUACAAGACAACCUACCACUCUAGCUACUAAGAUUGGAUCACGCCCGCGCAAACCGAAAAGCAGUUUAGCAGUUCGUUAUAGCCCUUGUCACCUUUUUGCAAGUAUAAAAGAGUUCAAAGAUUUUGACGAGCAAUUUCUCAAUCACGAGAAUGAUGUCAUCAUAGUAUUCUUUACUUAUAAAGAAAAGGCUGAUGUUGCGCUCUCUACGAAGCUUAGAAACGAAAGAGUUAUCAUUACGCCCGGCGAGCAAUUCGUAGAAUCACGCCUCCAAGAGCUAAAAGGCUUAAUAAAGAAAGAAGUAUUUGAAGUUGUAGAAUACAACCUUGCGGUCCACGGAAUAAGCCCUAACAAAGAGUUCAAUGACUUGGAAGAGCAAGAGCUUAAGAAGGCUGAUUUUAACGCCAAGCUAAAAGAGACGCUUAUAGUAGAAAACGAAGUGACAUUCAAUGAAGGAACACUAAAGAAGCUCGCUAAUGGCUCGAUUCUACUCAAGCAAAAGGACCAAAAGAAGAAGCUAGAGCUAAUUACCGAAAAUAGAAACAACUACUUAGAACAGCGAGCACGUGCAGCUUACAUUGCAAGCUUGUCAACCGAAAAGAAGUUUAACAGCUCCUUCUUUAUCCAAAGGAACCUUAUCGCUGCUAGUUCCACAAAAUGCAAGCGAGUAACACGCUUAGUACUUGCUUCAGAAAUCUAUAGCAUGGUCUCCGGUAUGGAUAUUGCUAUUUGCGUAGCUACUACCCUUAAAAUAAUUACUAACAAGCUAGAAGUCCUCGAGGUCUCUAUAGUCGUUUAUACCGACUCAUAUUCUUUCUACGAAUGCCUUGUCAAGCUCGGAACCACUAAGGAAAAGCGCUUAAUGAUCGACAUUAUAGCCUUUAAGCAAUCAUACGAGCGCCGAGAGCUUGCAAAGGUCAGAUAG
Drepanopeziza brunnea f. sp. 'multigermtubi' MB_m1 is the source of this 1908-nucleotide messenger RNA. The record is from RefSeq and is a predicted model, not a curated record. Lineage: Eukaryota; Fungi; Ascomycota; Leotiomycetes; Helotiales; Drepanopezizaceae.